AUGAUGAGGACGUCUAUUUUUCUUUUAUUUUAUAUAAAAAGUGUUUGUUGUGAUCUCUGCUUCAACAGACUUACUGGGAACACAUUUUACUGCCAAUCACGAUGUUGUGAUUACCAAUGCUGUGUUGCUUAUGAAGACGACAAAAAUUGGAGCAGUGAUGAGGUAGCAGGAGCUGUCGUUGGAACGCUUUUAGGAGGGACGAUAUUAGUUCUAGUUAUGAUAUAUAUCGUAAGAAAUUUCUGCCUCAAGAGACCCACCCCUCAUUCAGGGUCUACAGCUACAAGGAUUGCCAUAAUAAGUAACGGUCAAUCGGAACAAAUUCCAAUGCAAUCAGCUGCCUUCAAAUUGUCAAGAUACCCACCGUCUUACGAGGAAUCACAAGCUACAGUGUUAGGAAGUACAGUAUACUCGAGAUUUCAAGAUGAGGAGUAGAUAUAUAUCCACAAAAAGGGAG
Saccostrea echinata is the source of this 454-nucleotide messenger RNA. RefSeq lists its product as uncharacterized. NCBI's taxonomy places the organism in Eukaryota, Metazoa, Mollusca, Bivalvia, Ostreida, Ostreidae. The transcript is spliced from 4 exons. The coding region runs from base 1 to 432 and encodes 143 amino acids. The record is from RefSeq and is a predicted model, not a curated record.